Ostrea edulis (European flat oyster) is the source of this 5200-nucleotide messenger RNA. RefSeq names its product F-box only protein 10-like. The transcript is spliced from 17 exons. NCBI's taxonomy places the organism in Eukaryota, Metazoa, Mollusca, Bivalvia, Ostreida, Ostreidae. The record is from RefSeq and is a predicted model, not a curated record. The coding region runs from base 182 to 3685 and encodes 1167 amino acids. Gene Ontology annotation, biological process: regulation of apoptotic process; ubiquitin-dependent protein catabolic process; protein ubiquitination. Gene Ontology annotation, molecular function: protein binding.
GUUUUCAAUCACCUUGCGAACUGUAAACAUUCUACAAUAUUUAGAUGGAUAGGAUAGCAGGAUGCUGAUGUAGGACAUUGUACAUACAUGCUUGCCUCAGAAUUAUUAACACUGUACUGUAUUCUGUGAAGUAUGGCAGCCGGGAAGAUGCAGCAGUAACAGAUUAGGCCUACAAUUAAAUAUGUCCAUCCCAAGUGUGAAGCCAGAUAUUGGUAGCAAGGUGCUUCCCAGGGAUAAAACAGGACUGCCCUGGGAGAUAUGGAGGAUAAUUCUCUCCUAUCUGUCAGCCGAGGACCUCUGUCGGUGUGCCUGCACCUGCAAGACGUGGAAUGAUCUGGUGAUGAGUUUAGAUAGUUCAAGGUGGAAAGAGCUGUAUCUGCAAUGUUCUGACUGGAAACAUCCUUUCUGGCCAAUAAACACCGAUUCUGAGCCUGCUUCAUGGAAGCUAGCUUUCAAAGAACAAUUCCUUUCUGUCAGAUUUUGGGGACGAAACUUGCGUGAGCCUGACUCUGCAACCUGUUUGUAUGUACUGAAACGCAGGAAGGAGAGAAAAGUGAUUCGAGUUGGGCGAGACAUGGAGCAUACCUCCCUUAAGAGUGCUUUGGCUGUUGCAAAUGAUUAUGACAGAAUCGAAAUCUACCCUGGUAUUUAUGAUGAACAGUUCGAAAUGUCCUCCAAGAUUCCUUUUGAGAUCAUCGGGGUAGGGGAAUUGGGCAGCAUUAUUUUGGUGGUAUGUGUGGAACAGAUUGCGUUGACUGGAAGAGUUAGUAAUCUCGUGUUCAGAGCACCGUGGUUUACAAACUUCAUUCUAAAGGUGAGAUUUGGGUAUCUACAAGUUGACAACUGUAUAUUUGAGGAUGGCAUGGUAUAUGUCCAAAGCCCAGGUUCAUGUCAUAUCAAAUUCUGUACCUUCCGUCAUGCUACAGUGAUUCUUCAGCAUUUAAACUCCAGUAUCAUAGAAAAUUGUGAAUUCUCUAAAACGGAUUCUGCUGCCAUAACGGUCGAAGGAUAUCCUCGCGAAGACAAAAAUUGGACGUAUGGUUACAUGAUGGAGAAAACUGCUGCCGUCAGUCACCUAAACAGACCCACACAAAAAGGAUAUGACAUGGCACCAACCUCUGCCUUCUCCACUUCUACUGCUGUGACACAAAAAUGGCUCCUGGAAAAAUCCAGUGACACAAGAACGGAGCUGUCCCAUGAUCCGAAUCGCAGGGAGAGCCACUGCAGUUCUUCCUUCAUGCACAGUGAGUUUACAGACACUUCACUACAAGUAAGGCCUGCUAAUAAGGUGCAUGGUAAGACCACUUUAAAACAGACAUUUAGUUUGGAUCAUCUCCAGGGUCGAUGUUCGUGUUUUUCAUCCCAUACCGGGGAGUUAACAGGAAGUGCUAGAACAUGUGAAUUUCUUUCUCAAAGUGACUUUUCAACAUAUGGAGGGAAAAAUUCUCUGACUGUUAAAGGAAGCAGUCACGGUGGAAGCUUUACUGUUUCAGAAAUAAGUAACCCUUCCAUUAUAGGAGGAGGCAGCAUUAGGGUAGAUAUUGAUGAUCAGGACAAAUCCUCACUGUGUUCAGGAAUAUUAGUGGAAGAGGAGAAACCAUGUAUUCAGUCAAAGAGCAAUGAAGAAACCUCUGAAGCUACUGCAGAACAGGAAAUUGAACCAGCUGCAGGAAAUGAUACAGAGAGCAAGGAAAAUAUCAGGAAGCCCUGUGAAGAUUCACAGCAGGUAGAUGCAGCAGGUGAAAUCAGGUCAAGGUCACCAAGCAGGGCCUCCUCUGGGUCAAGGACACAUAGCCUAGCAUCCACAGCUAGUGGGAGUGACAUUUUCGAUGACAGUAAUGAUAGCAUUGGGAGUUAUAACUCUGGAUCUGUAAACUCUAGAGGGUCCAGUACUAGCAGUGACGAGGAGGAGGGAGAGUUGGUCCUCUCAGACACAGAUUCGGACUUCAGUGAUGAGGAAGAAUCGGUCAUCAUGCUGACCUGUCCGCAGCACCAGCAGCCUCGGUCAGUAUCUGCAGCCAGUAUUGGGGCUGAUGUUGUGUCCAUUUGUAGCCAGAACCAGCCAGAGAACAUUCGAAUCACGGCCGACACGGCAGUCAAUAAGAUGAUUGAUGAGGUCCGCGGCUGUCUGAUCCAUCAAUGUCGGAUGAGUCUGUGUAAGGGCGGGGUCAUGGUCAGCCUCCAGGCCCACGCUGUCAUCUCCCACUGUGACAUCAACAGCGUGGGCUACGGCAUCAGAUGUAUUCAGAAUGCACGGGUCAUCAUUUUGAAAAAUGAGAUACACCACUGCAGGACAUCUGGAGUGUUCAUGAGGCUGGCAGCCUCCGGAUUAGUGGCUGGAAAUGACAUUCAUUCAAACUGUGAGGCUGGUAUUGAUAUACGGAAAAAUGCAGAUCCGCUGGUCAUUAGCAACAGAAUCCACCAUGGGAAACGCUCUGGAAUUGUCGUUCUGGGAAGUGGGCGUGGCCAGAUCAGGAACAAUGAGAUCUACCAAAACAAGGAGGCGGGGCUUUAUAUACUGUACAGAGGAAAUCCAACUGUCAGCAAGAAUCAAAUUUUCAGUGGGAAGGCUGCGGGAGUCGCUGUAAAUGAAGGGGGCAAAGGUUACGUGUGUGACAACAUAAUUCGUGAGAACCAGUGGGGCGGGGUGGACAUACGACAUGGUGGUGACCCAGUUAUAGCACAGAACAUCAUCUGUAACGGGAUGUCGGACGGAAUAGUCAUUGGAGACAAGGGGCGGGGCAGUAUAGAAAAUAACAUCAUAACAGGUAACGCUGGGUGUGGAGUGUGGGUAACAGCAGCCUCACAGCCACUCAUCCAUGGCAACCAGAUCAACAACAACCUGGACACUGGAAUUACAUUUGUCAACAAAAUGGAUGAGGCCCAUGAAGCUGAUCCCAUGUCUUCAAUGGAUCGUAGUGAUGUUCACAGUCAAAAGAGUGCCGAAUUCUGGCAGUUUGUGAAUGAAGAACAGCCCCACCACCGGCGAUCAUGUACUGUAGCAACAGUGGAGUACAACAGUGUAUACCAUAACAAUGGUAGAGGGGUAUUUCUGAUGUUCGGGGAUGAAGUUGAGGUGAAGUGUAAUGCUGUGCAUGGUAACCGUGGUGAUGGCAUCCACAUUGAUCAGGAGUUACCUGUACUGGUGAAGGACAACAGUGUCACAUGUAAUGCAGGGAAUGGACUUAUAACAUCAAACAUAGGGGAGGUGAUUGUGUCAGGAAAUGGAGUGUUUGAUAACAGAGACCAUGGAAUUUUUGUGAAGAAUGAGGCAACAGUAGAGGAAAAUGACAUUGUGGGGAAUCAGAGAAGUGCCCUACAACUGGAGAGGAACAGCAAAGUACUGGUAAAACAGAAUCGCCUACAGUCCCUGUCAGAGCGGGCCAUUACUGUAAUCUCGGUCCAUGAGGGAGCCAUCAACAAUAAUCAAGUUUACAGCAUCAAUCCGGACCCAGUUCUCAAAACCACCGACUCCAAAUGUCAAAUGAAAGACAACAAAAUCAUCCACAUCGACCCAACAUCGAAAUCUGGUGGUGAAAAUGGAGCAAAGGCAAACAAGGAUUUAUGGAUGUUGAAAGAUCCCCCUGCUAGACCUCACAUUGAAGCCCCGCCUGCUGUUCCAACCUUGCCUGCCAAUCAAGUGACUUCAGUUACCAGGGUAACAGUGCCAUCUGCCCACAACUAAAUCAUUGAGGAAAUAUGUCCACCCUCAAUCUUUGCAUGGGUGCACAAGCUUGGUCUGCUUUACUGAGCAAAAAAUGAAGACGGGCAUAUAUCCUAAUAUUUAGUUAAUAUCCUUUAGAAAUAAACUGUUUAAUUGGCUGUUACUUAAUUAUUAAAGUACUGUUAGUGUGCACAAAAGUUUGUUAAGUUUGACUGACAGUGAACUUCAAGUUAACACUAUAUAAAUGUAAGAGUUAAUGACAAGUUAACUAUUAGUUAAAGUAAUAACUAAACUUCGUGCAAUUGGGUCCUGAAGGAAUUGUUUUUUUAAUAUUCAAAAAAAAAAAGCUUUCUUAGGUUGCAACUAAACAGAUUUAUAGGAAAUUGUUAAUAAGCAAAAUUGCAACUGAAUUGUGUUUUUUUUUAAAACUUGACAAAAGUUGAGCCAUCAAUGAUUCUUGAAUGUGUGAUCUCAUUUAAUGUUUAAUAAAUUUUGAGAAUCCACAUACAUGUUCCUUGGUUAGGGUGUUGGAGGGGUUAUAACUAUCGUAUUACAUUGACACAUGUAGAUGUUGACUGUCAAUUAAAGCCUUGGUGAGGGAUAACAGUAUAGGUGUAUUAUGUGAGUCUGUGGAAUCUGUUUCUAUGUUCUCUGAUGUUUGUGUUCACUUCUAUAGCUUUGUUCUAAAUGCAGCUGUAGUUCUGCUUGCUCUGUGAUAAAUGUGGAAGUUUAAUUACUGUAUAUAUGUACUGGGAAAAUUCUGCUCCUUUUUGAUGUUGGCCAAAUUUUCCCUCAUAGUCAAUGGGCGAUUUCAAAACUUAGCAAAAUUAGAUUUACUCAUUACUCUUAAAUAGAAUUUAAUAUUAUGGAAUAAAUUUCAAUAGGACAAAAUCAUUUUUCCAGUGAAUGCAUUUGGGAGAAAGUAACAAAAAUUUCCAUGUUCGUAACAUUCGUGUUACCAUUGAUUAUUUUCAAUAUAUCGGUCUUAGUGGCCUAGUAGUUAGAAAACUCGCCUCUCAUCUGGGUGGUCCUGGGUUUGAUUCUCAAUUACGGUUUCAAACCUAAGACAUUGAUACAUAAGUAGUGUCACAGCAGACAUUGAUACAACAGAGGAUUUUCAUUGUGUUGUGGCCUUAAACAUCCCAUACAUUAGUGAAAAUUUGUGGCACUUCACCUACAGCCCAGCAACAUAUGAGUGAAAAUUUUCAACUGGGAUGUAAAAAGAAAUAUUACAGUAUCAUAUAUCUGGUAUAUAUUACCAGUGGUGUCUAGGGCAUUGUAAAUUGACUUAUUAUCAAUAAGGUACUGUUUAUAAUCUUUAACAUAUGCUGUUUUAUUUUCUAACAGUGUCCAUAUAGUCAUACUGGCAGACAUUCCGUCCCUGUUAUAUUCUUAAUCAUUUAUGCUCUUCUUUUCUUCAGACUGAUUAACAAUAGGCUAAUAGUAAUUAAAUUAUCACAUAGCUCUAAGCUUGCAAAAUAGAUAUAGGUAGAUUUAAAAUGGAAUGAAUCAUAUUUCAUCGUUUUGGGGAGGGGG